AUGUACCAACUGCUUUUCCAACGCUUAGGUGUUACUUUGACAGCGGGAAACGACAAGAAAACAUCGAUUCCAUCUAACCAAUUGGUAGGUCAUCUGAUAGGUUUGAUUCUUUUGUGCGAUGAUUUGAAUGAAGCAUUCGCAGACUUUCAAGCACUUCUUCAAAACGGAAUAGCCAUUUCAUCCUCUGAUCGCGGUUAUUUGGUCUUCGAUGCUCAUGUUACCGAUUGUGGUUGUCAUUUAAGAGCUCAAAUGAUCCAAGAUGUAUUUUCGUAUUUCAAGAACCAUGAGGUUACAAAGCUUUAUAUUUUCGAUGCUGUAGCUAAGAAAUUGAAUGAAUUGAAGAGACACUGUAUUUCUUUAAUUCAAACUCUGUGCUGGGAAAACACAAGUGCCCAGAAACUUGGGUUUCCGAAAAAUAUCAAAAGUUAUGAGGAACUGUUGAAACUUCUUCAAUGGGAUACAGCAGAUAUCAGCAGUGCUAUCGCAGACUCUUUCCCCAUGAACCCUAACAAUGCAGAUCAAAAUGAAAAAGGCUUGGUUUGGAAUGUAACCAAACUGGAAGUAGUGUUAGAAUUCUUGUAUUGCUCGCACUUUCUCUCCAAGAAUAAAAUAUACAACAAAAAGGAAAAUUUAGACAGUGUCACUAUUGAUUUCAAUAAUGCCUUUGAGAAACGACAAUUAUUGUCUAAUAAAUUUCACUGCCAAGGUACCGGUAAGCUCGGGGUCGGAUGCCGUUAUUUGAAACAUGCCAAACAAAGUAAGAACAGUUUUAUCUCUGUAGUUUCAAAUCUGCAAUCUCGAUUGGCCUUAUUGUCGAUAGCAUUUCUAAAGUCUAGAUGUACUCUUCCUUGUGAUAUAGAAGCACUGCAAAAAAACUCACCAAGGAAUGUUUCAGCCAUACCAAACUUUUUACACUUCCUGAUUUUGGAAAGAGAGUGGAGUCAAAACGAAACCCCGAUUUUGCUGGCAGUGAGAAAACUCCAUGAACACGAGCACUGUGAUCUUUACUUCGAAGCUCGAAUCAAUCCGCACACAUUCGAGUGGACAUUACAGCAUAAGGAAUGCUGCGAAUUCGAACAUCAUACUCCGUACAUUGUAAUAACUGCUCUGGCCACGGGUUCAAGCACUACAAAGACUGCUCAGCUACUAGCAUGGGAAUUGAUGAAAGCACAAAAGAAUUUCAGACAAUUUUGGCUUACUUUCAUGUCUCAACAUAGACAAUAUCCUUUCGAAAUCGAACACGAUGAAGACCAACUAUUAGAAACUCAAGUAUCCCAGGAUAUUUUUGAACUAUAUUGUCAAUCAAAGCGUGAAGACAGAAAUCAAAUACUAUUCGAUGACAGUACUUCCCUUCUUCCAAAGCACAUAUUCACCGAGUAUCCUUCAAUAUUUUUCAACUUCCAGAAAAAUGUCUGCAGUAAACAUGGUGCUCUCGUAAUCUGA
Molecule: messenger RNA, 1443 nt
Organism: Kluyveromyces lactis
Lineage: Eukaryota; Fungi; Ascomycota; Saccharomycetes; Saccharomycetales; Saccharomycetaceae
Exons: 1
Coding region: 1-1443 (480 amino acids)
Source: RefSeq, a predicted model, not a curated record